This is a messenger RNA of Trypanosoma conorhini, 12495 nucleotides long. Its product is annotated as putative dynein heavy chain. Gene Ontology annotation, cellular component: dynein complex. Gene Ontology annotation, biological process: microtubule-based movement. Gene Ontology annotation, molecular function: ATP binding; minus-end-directed microtubule motor activity; dynein intermediate chain binding. The coding region runs from base 1 to 12495 and encodes 4164 amino acids. Lineage: Eukaryota; Euglenozoa; Kinetoplastea; Trypanosomatida; Trypanosomatidae. The record is from RefSeq and is a predicted model, not a curated record. The transcript has a single exon.
AUGUCCAUUUCUUUUAAGGAGCUUGUUGCGCUUCGUCGCGUGCAUCUGGCACAGCAGCAGCAACAGCAGCAGCAACAACGACAACAACCGCGACUGCAACCGCAGCCACCGUCGGGGCGAAGGGAUCGGAGUGCUGGAGCCGCUUCACAAUUUCCUGCUCCACCUGCGGCUGGGCAUGCGACGGAACGCGAGGGAAGCCCCGUAAAUGAGUGGGAUGGAAGCGACGGCGGCGACUCGGGUGACCAACAGCUGCCUCCUUGGCUGCAGGAGGAGCCCGCGACAGCGCCGACCCCUCGCCUGCAUCCUUGGUCCCAGCCAGUCGUGGGACGGUACACCGUGGGGGAGGAGGUGCCCGUCGGCAAGGAGCCCAAAGUCAUGGUGCCACGCGAGGACCUUAAAGGUGCUCUGCCGCGUGUAGAAGUGAUGCGGCGAUGGAGACGUCGGUACGAUGAGCUCUCAGUGGAGACACUGCUGAAGGAAAAGAACAUCAUUGUGGACGGCGAGUUUGCAGCUGACAUGCCGGGGUCCUACCACUCCUUGUUGCCUCUCCAGGCUUUUGAUGACAGACGCUACGAGGAGUUGUCGCCGGAGGAUUGGUUAGCCAAACAUGAUGGGUCGGGUAGGGUCCCGUGCAGGGCGCUGCGCAACGCAGGAAAAUGGCGCUGGUUGCCAGCGCUUCUCACUGACUGGGAUGCAAAAGCCAACGCACUAACCGUGGAACUGAUUGGCGUCGACGAGGAUGGCAAUGAACUGAAUAGUUCCCAAAAGGGGGGCGGGGCGGUGGUGACGCUUCCACGCUUGUAUGUAUGUUUUGACGCCGAAAACCCACGGAAUUUCGUGGAACGUUUUGCAGAAGCCUUCUCUUUGCGGAAACUGAUGGAGAAUAUGCUCCGUCAGCAGCUGUACGUGGAGUCCAUUCCACCAGAUGAGUACCAGGCAAUUGAUCCUCUGGUAUUAGAACGUGUGCAUAAGAUGAGUCUUAACACGCCCAAGCUAAAAGAAAAUGAGGCCACCCUCACGGUGAACAAGCUGUUGGAUGAGGUUAGAAGUGACUACUCCCGUGUCAUGAACUUGGCGUUGAUGAAGCAAAUGACAAAAAAUGGCGCGCUGAUGCAGCUGCUCAAUGGAUCAAGUCUCCCACCAGAGAAGCCAGCGGCGAAGCCCCGAGAGUGUGGUGUGCACAGGUUGCGUGAAAACCGUUUUUUGGAUGUGGUGAAAGCGCUCUAUAAGGGUUCAUUCUUUGCCUGUAACCCCAUCACCGUUGGCGUCCUUCAGCGGGUGCGGGAAGGGAACGAGGCCUUGUUGUCUCGAAAGAUAUUCCGUCUUGGCCAGGCGCUGGACGAGGUUUGCCCCAUGACCAUGGAUGCGUUUGAGGAGACGCAGAUUGGGUGCAUCCGCGAGAAUGCCCAGUUUAUGCGCGAGAAGUGGGUUCCUGGCAUUACAGCAUACGUCAAAAAUGCCUUUUCUCCUUGCGUCGAGGUUGGAGAAGUGAGUUUGCAGCUUCCCGAGAGCGCAUACGCGGGGUCCAAGACACAACGUCUCAUGUCUACCAUCACUGUGCAAAUGCAGGACGCCCUACGAACUCUUUUAACGCGGACGUUGGAUGAAGUUGCCUCCUUCCUUGAAACAACAGCCAACUACACCGUUCAUGUGCGAGGCAUUUCCGAUGUGGAGGCUGUUCCGCAUCAGAGUCAAGAAAAUAUGAGGAUUACACCACUUUUCAAACUCACGCUCGUGGAUGGGGAUUCACGGACUCUCAUGUAUACUACCACUGCCUCCGACUUUUCCAAGAUGUUGCUGGAGCUUAUUAAUCGUUGUUUGUCACUGCACACAGGGGUACGUUCUGUUGAGCGGCAGCUGUUUACCUUUCUGUAUGACCCUAGCACAGCAUUUGUGCCCUCCCUUGAUGGGGAAGACCCGGCUGUGCAGAACUGCCUAGGGCGCCUCUCCAGCACGCUCGCGCGUGCCGGAAUACCUCUUGAUGAAUACAUUGCAAAGUACGGCGAAUUUGAAGAGCUUGUCGCACUGGAUGUGCCGCAGUACUUGCAGUCUUUCAGGGAGCAGUUUACCUCCAUCAAGGGGGUGGAGGCUGAGAUUCAGCGUUACAUUAACCAGCGGGCCGACAUUGGGGCACGCAUUCCUCGCUUUGUAAACCUCGGUCUAUUUCAGGUUGACUGCACGGAUCUCCGACGGCGGCUGGAGGGCAAGUGCACCCAGAUUUCCAACGGCCUCCUUGACGUGGUCCUGUUCCGGGCGAAUACGAAGGCGUCGGAAAUAAACGACCAAUUUCGGGCCCUGCGCGAAGCUCUCAUAAAGCCGACAGAAACACCCGAGGAGGUCGUGGAGCGAAACGAGUUUAUUCGCACGAUUCCCGAAAAGGUGUUUGAUCUGCAGGCGAUUAUAGAUGAGAUACAGGAGAUCUACACAGUACUGGACGCCUUUCAGGUGCCGCUCUCGGAGGAUGACUUCAACAGAAAGUGGAUGGCUAUUGGUUGGCCCGCGCAGCUAGAUGACGAGGUCAUUCAGCGAAAUAAUGAAUUGGAGCAGACGAAGCGUAGCCUUAUUGUCAGUCUGCGCAAGUCACAGGAGGCGUUUCAGGACAAGGUUGCCCAGAUGCAACUCACCGUGGGCGGGUUUCAUCGUCGCGCCAACGUCAAUAAAAUUAACGAGAUUGUUGCAGACGUGCAUGCUAUACAGGAGCACAUUAAGGGCCUUAUUGAGACGGCCAACACCUUCAACACACACGAGUCUCUCUUUGCGCUUGAAACAACCGAUUACAGCGCAGUACGUGAGCUCGCUUCUGACUUUGACUCCUACGCCUCUCUUUGGCUUUCGGUUUAUGACUGGAACACGGCCAUGCGUGAUUGGUAUGACAAGCCGUUUGCCGAGAUCGACGCGGAGGAGAUAGAGCAGCGCGUGCUAAAGAACUAUCAUGCGGUCUCUAAAAGCAGUCGUGACCCAAAGCUCACGGAGAUUCUCACUGACAUUGCUCAAAAAACCAAGGCAAGGAUUGAAGAGUUCAAGCCCAUGCUGCCGUUUAUCAAGUACCUGCGCACAGAAGGGCUGAAGGGGCGUCACUGGGAUCAAAUCUCAAAGGAGGUCGGUCACGAGAUCCGUCCUGGCAAGACGCUCCUCUCACUUAAUGACCUCAACACACUGAAGGUGAGUGAAUAUGAGGAGAUCUUGCUGCGAAUCUCAGAGGUGGCGGCGCGUGAGUACCAAAUUGAGACCUCCCUCAAGAAGAUGAAAGCGGAGUGGGAAAGCAUUCAACUCGGCGUUCAGGCCUACAAAGCAACGGGGUGCUACUUGCUGCCAAAGGAUUCUGUCGAUGCAAUACAAGAGAAACUGGAUGAUCAGAUGCUCAUUACCCAGUCGCUUGGCUUCUCUCCAUUCAAGAAGUUGUUUGAAAACGACAUUUUGGCCUGGGAAAAUUCCCUGCGGAGCGUACAAGCUGUGAUGGAUGAGUGGCUUGUUUGUCAGAAGGCCUGGCUGUAUUUAGAGCCCAUCUUCCAGUCGGAGGACAUCGUCCGUCAGCUGCCUCGUGAGGCAAAGCGGUUCCAAAAAGUGCAUGAAAACUGGCAUUAUCUCACGAACAAGGCGCAUGAAAUUGGUUUGGCCCUGAACUUUUGUGAGAUUGCGGAAUCGCUUGCAAAGUUCAAGGAAAACAAUGACCUCUUGGAACUCAUUCAACGUGGAUUAAAUCAGUACCUGGAGAGCAAGCGCUCCUCCUUUGCACGCUUUUACUUCCUCUCCGACGAUGAGCUCCUCACAAUAUUGUCUGAGGCGCGUGAUCCGAGGAACAUUCAGCCACACUUUCGCAAAUUGUUCGAGAACAUCAUGGAGAUUGAUAUGCGGGGUCCAAGCAAUGAGAUGUAUGGCAUGUACUCACAGAUGCGGGAGUAUAUUCCCUUUGAUAACUCCAUUCUUCCCCGCAAGAACAUUGAAAAUUGGCUGACCGAUAUUGAAAGUAUGAUGCGAAUUUCGAUUCGUUCUCAGCUCUCGCAGGGCCUGAAGGACUGCGUUGAAAAGGGACGAAAACACUUUCUCCUCAACGCCCCGGGUCAGGUAGCGAUAGCCGUCAAUCAAAUUAUGUGGACACAUGACUGUGAGGAAAACCUGAAGGAACACGGCUCAUUGGAGCCACAUGUUCCCAAGGCGAAAGCCAAUUUAAUGGAACUUGUGGAAUUGGUGCGGCAACCUCUCUCGAAUCUGCAACGUAUGAAUCUCAGUGGUCUUAUUACAAUUGAAGUACACGCCAGGGACAUCGUCGAACACCUUGCCGAAGAAAAGAUUGAUAGUAUUUUCGCCUUUGAAUGGAUUUCACAGCUUCGGUCAUACUGGGAAAAUAAUGACUGCUACUUGCGCCAGGUGGAGGCACAAUUUCAGUACGGUGGGGAGUACCUUGGAAACACAACACGCCUUGUUGUGACACCGCUAACAGACCGUAUUUAUUUGACGCUUACAGGGGCGAUGCACAUGUUCCUUGGCGGCGCCCCAGCGGGUCCAGCCGGUACUGGCAAAACGGAAACAGUGAAAGACUUGGCCAAGGCUGCAGCGAAGCAGUGUGUUGUCUUUAACUGUCAAGAAGGUAUGACGUACGCGUCAAUGGGAAAAUUUUUUAAAGGUCUUGCCCAGGCAGGUGCAUGGGCGUGCUUUGAUGAAUUUAACCGUAUUGAUGUGGAGGUUUUGUCUGUGGUGGCACAGCAGGUGUCAACUUUGCAGGAAGCUGCACGCAGCAAACAGUAUCGUAUUCCAUUUGAAGGUACAGAGGUUAUUGUAGACCCCUCCUAUUCGGUGUUCAUCACGAUGAACCCUGGUUACGCGGGACGCACAGAAUUGCCAGAUAACUUAAAAGUACUCUUCCGUCCUGUUGCCUGUAUGGUGCCGGAUUACGCCAUGAUUGCCGAGAUUCGUCUCUUCUCCUUUGGUUACUCGAACUCGCGAACCUUGGCGCAGAAGAUGGUGGCAACCUUCCGGUUAAGCUCCGAGCAGUUAUCUUCGCAAGACCAUUAUGACUUUGGUAUGCGUGCUGUGAAUACGGUUAUUUCUGCUGCCGGUCUCAUGAAGCGUGAGUCUCCGGAUGAGGAGGAGGAUGUCCUUUUGCUUCGUGCUCUACGCGAUUCCAACAUGCCCAAGUUUUUGGAGGAGGACUUGCUACUUUUCUCUGGUAUCAUCUCGGAUCUCUUUCCUGGUGUGGAGAUGCCCCCACGGGACUACGGCUCCCUGCUAGGCGUCCUCCGGGAAAAGGCGUUGGAGCUGCACUUGGAGCCUACAGAAAUGUUUGUAAAGAAGUGUGUGCAGCUGUUUGAAAUGAACAUUCUUCGACAUGGUCAGAUGAUUGUUGGCCCCACAAUGGGAGGGAAGACAUCUGCUGCUCGUGUGCUUCAGGCGGCGAUGACAAAACUUCGGGUUGAUCUGAAUGAGGAACGGUUUUCGGAGGUGCACAUACAUGCGUUGAAUCCCAAGUCUAUUACAAUGGCGCAGUUAUACGGUGGCUUUGACGAUGCAACGGGUGAGUGGCGUGAUGGUCUUAUUGGGGAACUAUUUCGUCUCGCCGCCCGCGACGUCUCUGACAGCAAGCAGUGGAUUUACUUUGAUGGCCCUGUAGAUGCCUUGUGGAUUGAAUCUAUGAACACGGUGCUUGACGAUAACAAGAAACUCUGUCUCAUCUCUGGUGAAAUUAUUGCCAUGACGCCAUACAUGAGCUGCUGGUUUGAAGUGGAAGAUCUCGCAGUGGCGUCUCCAGCCACGGUGUCUCGUGCGGGUAUGAUUUACAUGGAACCUGCAAGCUGUGUCGGAGUGGAGGCGCUCAUCACAACUUGGCGGCGGCAUCGCCUCCCUAGCACGAUGGAACCGUACAUGGAGGCUCUAGACAAGUUAUGCUUGGUUCUAUUCCCUGCUCUCAUUGAAUUUGUUCAGCAGGAUGUGGUGGAGUACAGUCCCUCCGUGUGGCCCAACUUAGUUGUCUCAUGCUUUAACAUUUUUGAGGCUUUGCUGAUCCCCUUUACACCCACGCGAGCGACGGAGGUGCCGCAAGAAAGGUUGGAGCGACUUAAAGAGGCGCAUAUGCAUCUCUUUAUCUUCGCCGUUGUGUGGUCCUUUGGUGCCACGGGCGACAUGGACAGUCGACAACGCUUUGACCAAUUCCUUCGGACACAGCUAGACAACCUUGAGGUGCCCAUUAAACUUCCACACAUUGGCUGUAUUCAAGAAUAUGAAUAUGUGGUGGAUGAGGCUCGGUGGGUGCUGUGGACCGAUCGUCUUCCAGCCUUUACCGCGCAGGUCACGGCGGUAAACAUUGCCGACGUCAUUGUUCCUACUGCCGACGUCGCACGGUACAAAUUCAUCAACAAACUUCUUCUGCAGAAGUCCUUCCACACCCUCUGCUGUGGUCCCACUGGCACUGGCAAGACGGUCCUGCUACAGCAGCUACUCAUGAAUGAGAUGCCAAAGGAGUUUACGCCAAUUUUCUUCACCUUCUCCGCCCGUACAAGUGCGAAUCAGACGCAGGAUCUUAUUUUCUCCAAGUUUGAGGCUCGACGUCGUGCUGCUCCGCAGAUAUGGGGUCCCCCGGUGAACAAAAAAUUUGCCAUUCUCAUUGACGAUAUGAAUAUGCCGGCGAAGGAGCAGUUCGGGGCCCAGCCGCCCAUUGAGAUUCUGAGGCAAUACAUGGAUUAUCAUGGCUGGUAUGACCGCAAGACGCGCGAGUUCUUUCAAAUUGUGGAUGUCGUCUUCACAGGCGCGAUGGGCCCACCUGGUGGUGGCAGGACGUAUGUCAGUCAACGCUUUCUUCGCCACUUUAACCAAAUCGCAUUUCCAGAAAUGGAUGAGGACAGCAUGCGGCGCAUUUUUGUCUCUAUUCUAGAAAGUUAUUUUAAGCCCUUUAACGAAGAAGUACGCGGCAAACUUUCUUCUGUUGUGAAUGCAUCCAUUGGCGUUUUCUGCACAGUCACGAAGGAGCUUCGACCUACCCCUUCGCGGCCGCAUUACCUCUUCAACCUACGUGACCUUGCCAAUGUGAUGAGUGGACUGCUCAAAGCCACACCAAAGCUGACGACCAGCCCUGUUGCCCUUCUCCGAUUAUGGGUACACGAGGAAAUGCGCACGUUUCGAGAUCGCCUUACCACCGUUGAGGACAGAGAGUGGUUUGAUGAGCUGAUGCAGCGAGAGCUUGAGCGGCACACCCGGGUCGCCUUCUCGGAGGUUGUGCCGCCUGAAAAAGGCACCGAUGGUCUCUUAUUUGUCGACUUUCUCGACAUCAAAUCGGAUCAGCACCUCUACGAGGAAGUGCGGGACCCUCAGCAACUUGUCAAGGUACUGGAAGCUAGAUUGGCGGAGUACAACAGUGUUUCCUUCCACAAGAUGAACCUUGUAAUGUUUGCCUACGCCGUGGAACACGUUUGUAGGAUUGCACGUGUUAUUCGAAAGCCAAAGGGGCACGUGCUUCUUCUGGGUGUGGGGGGUUCUGGACGGCAGUCGCUCUCCCGUGUCGCCGCCUUUCUUAACGAGUUUGAGGUGUUUCAGGUGGAGAUCUCGAAAAAUUACUCUAUGAAUACCUGGCGCGAUGAUGUCAAGUCGGCCCUUCAACGUGUGGCGUUUCAUAACAAGCAGGUGAUGUUCCUCUUUACCGACACGCAAAUUGUGAAUGAGUCCAUGCUGGAGGACGUCAACAAUCUUCUCAACUUGGGCGAGGUGCCAAACCUCUUUGUGGGGCCUGAUCUGGACGAGGUCUUCAACGCCAUGAAGCCUGUGUGCAUUGCCGAGGGCAUUCAGCUAGAUAAGGUGGGAAUGUAUGCCCGAUUUGUUAAGUUUUGUAAGUCCAACUUGCAUGUCUCGCUUUGCAUGUCGCCCCUUGGGGAACCUUUUCGGAAUCGACUCCGCAUGUUUCCCGCCCUGGUCAACUGCUGCACGAUUGACUGGUUCACGGCGUGGCCAACGCAGGCAUUGCGGAGUGUGGCGCAAAAUUACUUUUCGAACCUCAAGUUAGUUGCGGCGGAGGAUGUGGAAAAGUGCACGGAUUUGUGCGUCACAAUUCACGAAAGCGUAGAGGAAAUCUCCGUCCGCUUCCUCGAGGAAACGCGGCGCCACAACUACGUGACGCCCACCUCCUUUUUGGAGCUGCUCCACACCGUUAGCCGGCUCCUCGAGUCCGAGACAGAGACGGCGAACCAUACGACGCAUCGCUUGAAAAAUGGUUUGACAAAGCUGCGUGAGACGGAGAAUGCGGUGGUCGAGCUUCGGAAGACCCUGGAGAAGAAUCAGCCGAUUUUGAUUCAAAAAGGGGAAUCCAUCAAGAAACUUGUGGAGGAGAUUGUCGUUCAAACAGAGUCUGCGGAAGAAACAAAACGGGAGGCUCAAACCGAGGAGGCGGCGGUGGCAGCCAAGCAGCGUGAGUGCGCCGCCAUUGAGGCUGAGGCACAAGAGCAACUUAGUGAGGCAUUGCCCGAAUUGGAUCGAGCCUUGGCUAGCUUGGCAAAUUUGAAGUCGUCCCAGAUUACGGAGGUGGCUGGUUACAAGGCACCCACGCCCGGUGUGGUGAUGACCGUGCAGGGGAUCAGUAUUCUUUUUCAACUGAAACCCGUCAUGCGUGCCGCAGGGCCUAUGGAGGAGAAGAAGCCAGACUACUGGGCCACGGCCAAGGAGCAGUUGCUGAAUAACCCCAAUCUUUUGAUGCAACGCUUGAUGAACUACGACAAGGAGCAUAUCCCUGAGCGACUUAUUCAAGCCGUCAGACCGUUGGUCUCCUCUGAAGACUUUACGCCAAAGAAAAUUGCCGGUGCCAGUCAGGCGUGUGCGGCGAUGUGUCAGUGGACCCAUGCCAUGGUGAAAUUUCAUGAGGUAAACAAGAAGGUGGAGCCACUGCGGCAGCGGCUGGCUGUGGCUCAAGAAGACAACCGCGUCUUUCAAGAGAAACUUCGCAUGGCGCAGGCUCGACUGGAAGAGGUUGCGAAAAAGUUAGAGGAAUUACAAACUAACAAGACGCGAGCGGAGGAAGAAAUGAAGGAACUGGAACGUGUGGUGGAGCUUACAGAGAUCAGACUUGGGCGAGCGUCUAUGCUCAUUGAUGGACUGGCCGGUGAAAAGAAGAAUUGGACUAGCACGCUGCAAGAGAUCGAUGAGAAUUCCAAGUUUCUCCUAGGCGACAUGAUUGCGGCGGCAGGACAAAUCGCGUACGUGGGACCCUUCACCGCCUCAUACCGAAGUGAUCUACUGCGGACCUGGGAGGCUGAGUUAAAAAAUCACAGUAUCCUGCAUCAUGCGCAGCUUUCCGUGUACCACACCUUGCAGGAUCCCAUCGUCACUCAGGGGUGGAAUGUCAAUGGACUUCCCACGGAUGUGUUAUCGGUGGAAAAUGCCAUUAUUAUGAAGAAUGCACGCCGUUGGCCGCUUAUGAUUGACCCACAGACGCAAGCAAACAAGUGGAUUCGGCAAACCUUUGGUGAGGGGAUUGAGAUCUUGAAGCCAAGUCAGAAAGAUUUAAUCAAGCGUAUCGAGUACGGUGUUCGCUCGGGUCGAGCUGUGCUUUUGGAGAACGUUGGUGAGGGCAUUGAUGCCAGUCUUGCUCCGCUGCUUGCCAAGCAGACCUUUACACAAGGUGGACAAGAGAUGAUCCGUCUGUCAGAGCAUCCCAUUCCGUGGAAUCCAGAUUUUAAGUUUUACAUGACUACCAAGCUGCCGAACCCGCACUACAUUCCUGAGGUCAUGGUACAAGUCACACUACUGAACUUUUUUAUUACUCCGCAGGGGCUCGAGGAUCAACUUCUUGGCGUUGUCGUGGGGCAGGAACGCAAGGAGCUGGAAAUGCGACGGAGUGAGUUAAUUAAAGGCAAUGCCGCAAUGCGUGCCGAGGUGGCCAGCAUUCAGAAGACUAUUUUGCGUAAAAUGGAGGAGGUUACUGGUGAUAUUUUAGAUGAUGAGAGCCUCAUUCAAUACCUGAAUCAGUCGAAGACCACUACCGAUGAAAUUAAGAUCAAGGUGGAAGAGGCGGAAGAGGCAGAGGUGGAAAUUAACGCAAGUCGAGAGUUGUACCGUCCUGUGUCACGUCACUCUUCAUGCUUGUUCUUUUGCUGUGCAACGCUGGCUAAUGUGGAUCCCAUGUAUCAAUACUCCCUACAGUGGUUUGUGCGGCUUUUUAUCAACGGCAUCGAGUCCGCAGAAGAAUCGGAGGUCCUGGAAACGCGGCUGCGGAACCUGAUGGAUUACUUCACGUACAGUUUUUACCAAAACAUCAGUCGCUCGCUCUUUGAGAAGCAUAAAAUCAUGUUCUCCUUCUUUCUUUGCGUACGCAUUUUACAACAGGCGGGCGCCAUUGACGAGGAUGAAUUUCGUUUUCUCCUGCAAGGGUCUUCCAUGAGCUCCAAAACGCAUCCUAAUCCAGCGCCGUCUUGGCUUACUGAGUCAACCUGGGCCGAUAUCUGUUACCUCGCAGUUAAUUUCGUCUCCUUCAAGGGAUUUUCCACGCACCUCGCCGCCAACUUGGAGCACUACCGCAAAAUCUUCAUGUCUCCUACAGCCCAUACAGAAAAGCUAAAAGGCGUGUACGCGGAACGGCUUACCCCCAUUGAGCGUAUGAUGUUCCUGCGUUGUCUUCGGCCAGAUAAAUUGAUGGAGGCGGUUCAAGAUUUUGUCAAGGAGAAUUUGGGGGAACGUUUUAUUCGUCCACCCCCGUUUGAUCUUCUAACAUCAUUUAAGGAAUCAAACCCCAUGGCGCCACUCAUCUUUAUCCUUUCUCAAGGUGCAGAUCCCUUUGAAGACUGGAAAAAGUUUGCCGAGAUGCAAAACAUGGGCAAGAAACUUUCUGACAUCUCCCUCGGGCAAGGACAAGGUCCUCGUGCUGAACGUAUGUUACAGGAAGGCAUGGAAAAUGGUACCUGGGUUCUCUUACAAAACUGUCACUUGGCGACGUCAUGGAUGCCAACCUUGGAACGACUGGUGGAGGCGAUGAGCCCUGGAAUUCACCCCGCAUUUCGACUGUGGCUUACGUCCAUGCCGAACCCACACUUCCCUGUCUCUGUGCUGCAAAAUGGUGUUAAAAUCACAAAUGAACCGCCCAAAGGUAUGCAGGCCAAUGUCACACGCUCUGUCUCAAGUUACCGCAGCGAGUAUCUGGAUACCUGUUGCAAGCCGAAGGAGUUUAAGAAAUUGUUUUUUGCAAUGGCCUUUUUUCAUGCUCUCGUUCAGGAACGUCGUAAGUUUGGUCCACUUGGGUGGAAUAUACCCUAUGAAUACACCUCGGGAGAUUUAGGAUGCUGCAUCACGCAGAUCCGCAUGUUUUUGGAAAAGUAUGCCGAGGUUCCAUACAAGGUCAUCAAGGAGCUGAGCGGCAAUAUUCACUACGGUGGUCGUGUCACGGACGAUUGGGAUCGGCGAACCCUAAACACGCUAUUAGAGGUGUUUGUCUGUCCUGAGGUGAUGCAGGAUGGCUACAGUUUCUCUCCGUCUGGCACCUACCGCUCUAUCCCCGCUGGGUCGCAGAAGGAUUAUUUGGAGUACAUUGGGUCUUGGCCGCUCAAUACAAAUCCUGAGAUUUUUGGCUUGCACGAAAACGCGGACAUCACGUGUGCGCGCAAUGAGACGUUUGAAACGUUGGAUGCCAUCGUUGCCUUGCAAGGUGAGGCAACACGAAAGAAUGCCCUGGGGAAGUCCCCGGAUGAAGUCGUUGUGGAGCUCGCUGAACUCAUUAGGAGCAAAUUGAGCGAUCCAUUUAACAUUGUACAGUUUCACAAGAAAUAUCCUACGCGGUAUGAGGAUUCUAUGAACACAGUACUCGUGCAGGAGGCCAUUCGAUUCAAUCGUCUUACGGUGGUGGUGCGAGAAACACUGGAGGCACUUCCCCUCGCUAUUAAGGGCGAAGUAUUGAUGAACCGGGAGCUGGAGGAGGUGUAUCACUGCCUGUACAACAACCAGGUGCCUGGGCAGUGGUCGGAGCGAGCCUAUCCAAGUCUUAAGCCGCUUGGAUCCUGGGUGGAUGACUUGAUGCAACGCUUGGCAAAGAUCCAAGCAUGGUAUGAGGGUGGGCACCCCAAUGUAUACUGGAUAUCUGGCUUCUUCUUCCCACAGGCCUUCUUGACGGGUAUUCUGCAAAAUUUUGCCCGUAAGAAGCAGAUUUCCAUUGACACCGUAAGUUACGGAUUUGAAUGGAUAAACACGGAUCCUGCCACGGUAACUGCGCCCCCGAAAACGGGUUGCUACGUGUACGGCAUAUUUAUUGAAGGUGCACGGAUUGACGGGACUACACUACAACUCGCGGAGUCCAUGCCCAAGGUGCUGUUUGAAAGCGUCCCCAUGUUGUGGCUCAAUCCCAUUAUCAACAAAGAGAAGCCAAAAGAUGAUGUGUACGUGUGCCCUCUUUACAAGACACUGCGACGUGCUGGUACGCUGAGUACCACGGGCCACUCAACAAACUACGUCCUCACGAUGGAAAUACCCACUACAGUUGAUCCCAAGCAUUGGAUAAAGCGUGGUGUUGCUUGUGUGUGUGCAUUGAAUUCUUAA